UACAAGGUAUGGGGUCAUGUUAUGGGAUGCAGAAGAGCGUCUUGUGGUUGUACAGAACUUAAGGGAUGCGUAGGAUAGGGACCAAAGGAAGGUGACCAGGUGGUUUGCAGGGGAACAAGUAUGAGCAAAUAGAUGGGUAAAGGGAUAAAAGGGCCGUGCUCUGUGCCAGAUUACCACAGCCUGUUCCCUUUUCUCAUUAAGCUCCAUUUCUAACUGCUUUCCUGCAUGGGAGGACUCUUCAUUCUGUGUUUACCUGUGCAUAGUGAGGUUGGAGCUCCAGCAACAGGGGCAGUCGGUCCUGUAAGCUAUAGGGACCUCUGUGGCUGGAGACAGAUGGUCUAAGUACCCGUGGUGGACUGGGAGCACAAGUCCAAAGCGCUGGUAGCAGAGGGUCCGGAGUGCACACAUGUGGUGUGGGUGAGCCCAUUGCGGCGCCGUGGGUGGAGAACAUCGGGCUGGGCUGGCGCACGGUCAGCAAAGUGAGAGGCUGGGAGCCAGGGACCGAGCUGUGAGUGCAGGCACGGCACUGGUGAGAUCAGAGGGUCCUUAGGUGCACAGCAGGAGAGAUCAGGAUGUCCAGGCCAGCUGCUGGAGAGACCGUAAGAUCUGGGGGCCACUUCAGAGACUACUUGAUGAGGUGGCACGAGGCCAGACCGCUGGUGCCGUCUGUGUUUGCACGAGCUCUCAGUUUAGCUGGGGCAGUCUCCCUGUGCAGGUGUGUGUGUAGCUAGGGAAACGCACCCCCUGCCCGGCCCCUGGCUGCACCUCGGGCUGUGACACUGGGCUGCCAGGUCCAGCAACACCUAACGUGUGUACAGGACCUCCGCUGUACGUUGAGGACGCCAAAGUCUUCAGCUCUCAAAACUGAAAUUUGGAGCAAAAUCUACAAUGGCUGUUAAGUUGCAAAAGAGUUAUAAAACAUGUGUCAUUCUGAUUAAUGCAAAUAAGGCUACUUGCACGGGUGUGUAAAUAGAUUUGUUUAAGCUGCCGCGGUGUAGUAAUGGAGCACAGAUUAAACACAAAUUUAGGCUUUUGUUGUAGUUUUUUUUUUUUCUUUUUUUUUUUUAAAUGGGAUCUGGUGUUGAAGUCAAUAGAAGUGAAGAUAGAAAUAGGAAUAAAAAUGGGGAACUUUUAGUGCUGUGGUACGUUUUGCACUUUCCUUUUCCUCUCCAUAUUUCUCAAUCUUGAAUAAAUCUGGUUGUGGAGAAGAAUGGUAACACAGAGCCAGAACGGGGGUGCUUAUCAUCGUAAGAACUGACCUUCCUUUUUGACACUUUCUGGUUUUAGUCUAAUGCUGUAACUUUCAGUUAUCAUUGCUGGCAAAUUAAAGGACUCUGCUUGUAUCAAAUAUCAACAUCCUAUUAAAAAAAGUAAAACCAAAAAUUACCGUCCUGCUUGCUGUUGGAGCUUAUGAAGAUGUGGCUAUGCACUCAUGGGUGUAAUGGUCCAGUCUGGUGACAUGAAACUGAUAGGCAGAGGAGCAGAUUCUUUUAGACUGGAAACUGUGACUGGAGGCAUUUCAUAGGGAAUCUGAAGGGCUGCUUCAGCAUCUGUCCCUUCUUGCCCCAGAAAUCCUGCUUGCCUGUGGAAUACCACAAGUAAGCUUCAGAUUGCCGAAUGGGCUGGAUGUACUUUCUUCUGCUUUAACAUUUUCCAUACACUUAGGUUUUUUUAAUUAUUUUAUUGUUGUUGUUUAAGAAUGUAAUGCAGUUUUGAUUUAACACAACACCAUAAUUUAAUAACCUGCCAUUAUUUCAAAUGACUUUAUUUUGCUUUCUCCAAGCAACAGUAAUUUUAGCAGCUGUUAGGGCAGAUAACCGAAAGUACAUGGCAGAGUGACACGGGAUUGCAAAGUGGAACAAUGGGAGCUUCCAGAAAGUGCUGUAGUGCAUUAUCUUCAGGAAAUGGCCUCUUCUAAGUCCUUGAUGAACGUUCUAACCUUCAGUUUUGGAUCUGCAAUAGGAUUUUUCCUAUGCUAUCUUCUGUUUAGCAUGAUACUGGAAGAAAAGGUUGAAAUCCAACCUCAUAUUCUUCACAAUGAUCCACACGGCCAACACUCAGCAGAUACGGAUAACGAUCAGUUGCAAGGACAAAUGAAUUUCAAUGCAGACUCUGGACAGCACAAAGAUGAGAAUAAAAAUGUUGCAGAUGGACUGUAUCAGAAGGUGAAAAUACUUUGUUGGGUCAUGACUGGACCUCAAAAUCUAGAAAAGAAAGCCAGGCAUGUUAAGGCCACUUGGGCCCAACGUUGUAAUAAAAUACUUUUUAUGAGCUCUGAGGAAAAUAAAGACUUCCCAGCUGUGGGCCUAGAAACCAAAGAAGGCAGGGACCAACUGUACUGGAAGACUAUUAAAGCUUUUCAAUACGUGUAUGACCAUUAUUUUGAUGCUGCAGAUUGGUUCAUGAAAGCAGAUGAUGAUACAUAUGUUAUACUGGACAAUUUGAGAUGGCUUCUUUCAAAAUACAGUCCUGAACAACCGAUAUACUUUGGAAGAAGGUUUAAGCCUUACGUGAAACAGGGCUACAUGAGUGGAGGAGCAGGGUAUGUUCUAAGCAAAGAAGCUCUGAAGAGAUUUGUUACUGCAUUUAAAACAAACAAAUGCUCUCACAGUUCCUCUAUUGAAGACCUAGCACUAGGAAAGUGCAUGGAGAUCAUCAAUGUAGAAGCAGGAGAUUCUAGGGAUACAAACGGCAGGGAAACCUUUCAUCCCUUCGUUCCAGAACAUCUCCUAAUCAGAGGAUACCUACCAAAAACAUUCUGGUACUGGAAUUACAAUUAUUACCCUGCUGUAGAGGGUCCCGGCUGCUGCUCCGACCUGGCCGUUUCAUUCCACUAUGUUGACUCCAUGACUAUGUAUCAUUUGGAAUAUUUGAUUUAUCAUCUCCGUCCGUAUGGCUAUUUGUAUCGGUACAAUCCUGAUUCGGCAAAGAAUCUAGAAGAGCAGAACAAAAAUGAAGCACUAGAGGAUAAUCAAAAGCUAAAGCAAACAAUUUCUGGGAAUUAAGUGGACUUUGAAGGAAACUGAAUGAAGCCAGUACAGAGAAAAAGGGUCUUCCCCAUCUCCUGCAUGAAGCUUGUGGACUAGGAUUAUUUGUGGAUUCUUAUUUCAAAAAUCACGUUGGCAGUACUUCCAGCCAGUGUCUGUGCACAACAGAGUCCAAUAUGGGCUCUGACUGUUUGAGAUAGUAUGAUCUUGCAGCCCUACUCAUGAAGAUUUGGGGCCCUAAAGCUGUGAAAUAGGAGGUGGUUCUGGUACAUUAAUCUCUGGAAGAACUUGUAUUAAAAACAUAGUGAACAAGUUCGAAGAUAAUCAUACAGUAUUUCUUUUCUUUGUUUCUUUAUUUCCUUCCAAAUGUUCUGUUAGGUGAGGUCUAAUAUUAGAAAUCUGAUAUUGCACAGUCAAAUAUUUCGUGAUGGAAAUAUUUAUCUUGUGUUCUUAAUAUUCAGAAAUUACUUUGGGUAUUUUGCCCUACAAGGAAGGGAGAGGGGUAAAAAUACAGCCUCAAAUCUGCUUUGCCUUAACAACAGACCAGUCGAUGUGAAUAGACAGAGACACACCUCAGUGACUAACUUCUGAAUUAUUUCAGAAAUGAAAUUCACUGCUGUGAAUUGUUUAAAUUUUUUUUUACAAUAAGUCUCUAUUCUACAAAACAAUAUGAAGUUGGAUUACUACUAGUACCCAGGAGCAGUUACGAUUCAGAUUGCUGAGGUGAUGUCAGGAGCUUGCAUACUUGGCCAUGGCUUUUUUUUUGUUUGUUUUUAAAUCAAGUUGCCACUUGAUAGAAUGGAUGACUCAUCUGAGAACUUCGUAAGAUAAGCUAGAUGCUUUGUCUUACAAAAGUCUCUCCUCCUUCACACCUUCUCCGUAAAUCAGAAAGGUUAGUGUCUUAACAGAGCUACAAUGGCAUAUAAUAAUUAGGUUUCAGCCUGUGUUAGAAUUACUUCAUCCCUCUCUGAUUCUCACAUUACUUUGUGAAAUUAUCUUAUUCAUAAAAAUUCUUCAGAUACAAGCAAGUCCUAUUUUAAAACUACAGCAAAGCUGAUUUGACUGCUUGGCCAAAGUACUUAAUUUCACUUUUCUGAACUUUUUUUCAUCCAUUCUUAACAUUUGUUCUGUGUUUGUUUCUUGUUGUAUUUUUCCAAACGAAGUGUUACAUGAUCCCUGCUUCACUCUUGUGAAGCUGAAGUAUGUAGUUGUUCAGGUGCACCAGCCUGAAUGCAGGAAUCUUUCAAAGUGCAUUAACUCUCUCCACUACUUUAUGAGUAUCUCUGCCUCUUAACUGCCUCUUAACUGAAAACACUUUCUUGGUGUAAGACGAAAUUGUGUUAAUAACUGAAGAAUUUUCAAAGGCCAAGCCUGUGUUUUAUGUACCCAAACCUUCUGGUUUUCUCUUCAUCAAAUUCAAUUGAUAGCAAAGUUCAGGGGAUGGGGUUAAGCUUGACAUGCCUUUAUUCCACACGUCGACAAAAUUUCUUUCUUUUUUAUCAUUUUUCACCUUCAUCAUAUUGAUGAAUUUGGACAUAACCUGAUUACCUCCAGUCAUUGCUUUGGAGAGGGCACAUACUGGUAGCAGACAGCCUUGGGGACUGCUGCUGUCCUUCAGGGUGUUCCUUGAAGAGGACGUUACCAUAAAGUACUGGAAUUUUUUUUUCCAAAGAUAGCUCUCGCACACAGAUUGGGGUUCUAUCUGUGGUCCAGCAGUAAAGUUCAUGACUUCCUUUCUGGUCAUUACUCUGCAGUAUAAUGGCAAUUAUUGAAAUAGCUUAAGGAAUCGAAAUGCUAUGUACAGCUUCUCUGCCUGAAUGCAGGUUGGGUUUAUAUACAAAGUAUUAGUUAAAUGAAUAGUUCCUGUUGGGUUAAAUCUGUUGAUCGUGAGAAAGAUUCUCUCUGAAAUACUUAAAGAGACAAGAGCUUUAUUUUAAGUUAACUGACUUAUGUAGAAAAUUAUAAAUAUAUUUGUUUAGAAAAAGGAAAAAGUCUCCAGUUAGCUGUAGUCAGAGGGACACUUGUCCAGAGGAGAAUGUAUGAUACUUUAUUUUAGAUAGAUGCUUCCUUCUGUGAGCUAAAUGUUUAUCCCAUGUACAACACAAAACAAUAAUAUUGUGAAAUCCAUAUGCUAUUGAUAAAUCCAGUGGCAUUGUUCAAAGCUGCAACUAAAAGAUUCUGGAAUACAUAAGGAAACCAUAAAAUGAAAUCAAUAUCCCAACUUUAAUCUCUCUGCCUUUCCUCAGCAGCAGUUGUAAUACUUGUCUGCUACCCAACUGUCUUGUGGGUUUAGCAGGGCAGGGCAGGAGUGUCCCUCCAAGAAACAUGCAGCACCCUACAGGGAACGGAGAAAUAGAGGAACAAGCAAGCAAGCAUGUAUGUGCAAGUUGCAUCUCUUUAGGGAACGAGGCAAAGAACAUCCAACCUUGUGAUAAGCCAGCACCCUAUCUGGAGAAGCAAGAGUCACCUGCUCUUCAAAUGUUUGUUCUUGCUCUGUUUUAAAGUGUCCUUGCUCUUGGGCCUCUGAAAUGAUUUUCUUUGCCUUUUUGGCAGCACUGCACAGUAUUUUUUCCUUUCAAUAUCCAGACAGGCUGGAAAAAAGUAUUGAUUUUUUCAUUCUGUGGUUCUCACAGAGGGCUCUUUGUUGAAUUGUGUGGUUGUAACCAUGAGCUGAUACCUCCCAGAACAACUGGUUUGCAUCUCACUCUUCAAAAGCUUAGGGAGGGAAGAUUGGAAUGUGAGCAGCCUAAUUUUCACAUACAAUAUUACACAACUAUUAGUAGUUUAUUAUUUCACUCUCAGGGCUUCAUGCUUUGACAAAAUAUUUAAUGAGUUUGACUAUUUCAGCAGCCCAAGGAGGCUACGUUACAGGUGGGGUCCCCAUUCUGAAGCACAGAAGCAGGCUCUUUCAGGCUAUUCAGAUUACUGCGCUCACUUUCUCUGAGAUUUCUUCACUUUAUAAAACCUAAAAGCUUCCAUCACCAUAGUAGUGAUUUAAAAUGUCUCAUCUCAAAAAUUUUGAAUGAGUUUUCUUGAAGUUACAGAGCAGCAGGGUUUUCUUAAGCAGUUGCUUGUGCUUGGAUGUGGGAUGUCACUUAGUGUAACAGCAACAUUUUUACCUUGUGUUAAGUCAGUUUUAGUUCAGAAGGAACGAGAAGGCCAAGUGGCUGCCUUCUGAUCAAAGUCCCUAGCUGGAGGACAGAGGUAAUCUUGGCUUGCAGAAAAAGACCAAUUUUUAAUCUUCACUCCCAGUUCAGUUUUGCAAUUUCCAUUGGUCUUAUAUAAGAGGUUAGAUACAGUCUCUUGUUUUGUGGAAGAUCUUUGCUGAUGCAUUUUGCCUUUUAGACCGCUUUGGUUUGCUUUGCUGUGGGUAGAUACUACAAUCACUUUUUGUUCACAUGUUGCCAUUUGCUCUGUUACAUUUCCAGAAGUGUACCUUUCAGUAAGUAGCUGAUAGACCUGUUACGUGCAGUUUGCUGUCUGAGAAGGGUUUUUUGUCUUUGUACAACAGAGAAAAGUAGGAUUAUUUCCCUGAUGUACCUCCUACUGAUGCUAACAGUGCACACAUGGAUGAAAAUAGACCCCUCAAUAUGGGUCUGCUUGGGAAGGCUGCUUUGUCCUUUUUCUGUCAAGAAAAAAUGUCUGUGGAACUCCAAAGGUGUAAUUUGCUUUGUUUUACCAUACUGUAUUUAAAAUACUCCAGAAAUGUUGUUAAUCCUCUAAAAAGAAAAAAAAAGGAAAAUUGCUGCUGGACAGUAUGUUCCACUUAAAACCUGUGAAUGUUUCCUUUUGCGGUUCUAGGUAGUUGUGUCCUUAAUGGCAGGUAUAGGUGACUUGUCUGGACUGAUCACCAUAAGGUUUGUUUCUUAAAUACCUUCUUUAAAGUGCCUUUGACCAAAUUUUAGCAUCAAAAUUAAGUUGAGAAUUGAAUAAAUAAAAUAAGUUAUCUCAUA
Molecule: messenger RNA, 6940 nt
Organism: Anas platyrhynchos (mallard)
Lineage: Eukaryota; Metazoa; Chordata; Aves; Anseriformes; Anatidae
Gene: C1GALT1
Product: core 1 synthase, glycoprotein-N-acetylgalactosamine 3-beta-galactosyltransferase 1
Cellular component (GO): membrane
Molecular function (GO): N-acetylgalactosaminide beta-1,3-galactosyltransferase activity
Source: RefSeq, a predicted model, not a curated record